Molecule: messenger RNA, 2486 nt
Organism: Zea mays
Lineage: Eukaryota; Viridiplantae; Streptophyta; Magnoliopsida; Poales; Poaceae
Product: CCR4-NOT transcription complex subunit 1
Exons: 14
Coding region: 310-1692 (460 amino acids)
Biological process (GO): negative regulation of translation; nuclear-transcribed mRNA catabolic process, deadenylation-dependent decay
Cellular component (GO): P-body; CCR4-NOT core complex
Molecular function (GO): molecular adaptor activity
Source: RefSeq, a predicted model, not a curated record
CUGAGUACACUGAACAAGAACAUUGUAUCCAGUCAACCGCCCCUUGUUUCAUCAUCUGCUGAUUUGACUAUUCCAAAGACAACUGCUACACCGUUGUUACUAGCUUCACCUCAUCAGUCUACCAAUGUGUCAACGAGUUUGCAUACUGGAUUUCUGCGUUCUCGAAGUACCUCAGGAUUGCCUAGGCAACCUUCAUAUACUACUGGAUUUGGGACUGCUUUAAAUAUAGAGACACUUGUUGCUGCCGUGGAACAAAGAGAUACACCAAUUGAGACACCUCCACCUAAAGUUCAGGACAAGAUUCUUUUUAUGAUCAACAAUAUAUCCAUCUCAAAUAUGGAAGCUAAGGCAAAGGAAUUUAAUGAGGUCAUACAGGAACAAUAUUAUCCUUGGUUUGCACAAUACAUGGUCAUGAAAAGGGCAAGCAUUGAACCAAAUUUCCAUGAUCUGUAUAUGAAUUUCUUUGAUAAAGUAAACUCAAAAUCCUUGAACAAGGAAAUAUUGAAAGCCACAUAUGAGAACUGCAAGGUCUUGUUAAGAUCAGACCUUAUCAAAUCUAGUUCCGAGGAGCGCUCCUUGCUAAAAAACCUAGGCAGUUGGUUGGGAAAGUUCACCAUUGGUAGGAAUCAGGCACUAAGGGCUAAAAAGAUUGAUCCAAAAUCUCUUAUCGUGGAGGCAUGUGAGAAAGGAUUGAUGAUUGCGGUCAUACCAUUCACUUCAAAGAUCCUUGAACCUUGCCAGUCAAGUAUUGCAAAUCGACCUCCAAAUCCCUGGACCAUGGGAAUUCUAAGUCUACUUGCUGAAAUUUAUAAUCUUCCAAACCUCAAGAUGAAUCUGAAAUUUGAUAUUGAGGUGCUAUUUAAGAACCUUACUGUUGACAUAAAGGAUGUGAAACCAACUUCCCUGCUCAAAGAUCAUCUGCGCGAAGUCGAGGGAAAUCUAGAUUUUUCAAAUAAAGAUGUUACUGCAUCUCAAACCCCUGUGGUUGCAGAAGUCCCUUCAGGGACCAUCCCUUCACUAACUCAUAUGGAACAACAACCUGAGAUCAAUAUCACAUCCCGAGCUAUGAUCCUUCCAAAUAUACUUAAUCAGUAUGCUGCUCCUGUCCGUCUACCUACAAACAGCACGGUAGAAGAUGACAAAGUUGCUCUGAUGAUGCCUGAGCAAGUGCCCUCGUUGACCCAGGUUUCGCCAGCACAAACACAAUCAACAUCACCAUCUCCAUUUUCUGUUAACCAGCUUAUGGUGGCUAUUCCACGUGAAGAGAUACGUUUCAAAAUAAAUCCAAAGCUCGGCUCCCUUGGUCCACAACUGCAAUAUAGCAAAAUUAUGGAUUUGGCUUUGGAUAAGGCUAACAGGGAGAUAAUACUCCCUGUUAUUCAAAGAAGUGUGACCAUAGCAAGCCGAACUACAAAAGAACUUAUUCUGAAGGAUUAUGCACUGGAGUCUGAUAACAAUACGAUAACUCGAUCCGCACAUUUGAUGGUUGGAACAUUAGCCGGAAGUCUGGCACAUGUUACUUGCAAGGAACCUCUUCGUGUUGCACUAUAUUCUAAUCUUCGGAAUCUCAUUCAGAACCUUAUGAGCGGUAGUGAAACUAUCGAGCAACUUAUUCACACGCUAAUCAAUGAUAACUUGGAUCUUGGUUGUGCCAUCAUUGAGGCUGUGGCAACACGUCAGGUAGCUUCUUGACAAUUCUAAUUCUGCUGAACUAAGUACACCUUUGACUUCUCCUUAAACAGAUUUAAAAGCUUAAGGUUUACAAUCUCGGAUUGUUUUUACAAUUCUAAUGGAAUUGUCAGUUUUCUGGACAUCUGACAAUGAUUACUCAAAGAUAAACUAUAUAGUGUUAAAGGCUAGUUGGGUACUACCACUGUCCUGAAAUGUAAUCGAUUUGAGUUUGUCCUAAGUAACUACAUUAAGUUUGACCAAGUUCAUAGAAAAGAGUAUUAAGUAUUAGUGGCAUUGAGGAGAUCAACUAUAAAAAUAUAUUUCAUAAAUGUAUGAGUUGAAAAUGAUGUUCAUCUAUUAUUGUAAAUAUUAUUCUUCUCUAUAAAUUUGCCAAAUUUAGGAUAGUUUGACGUAGAGCAACUCAAAAACAUUAUAUUUCAGGAUGGGUCUAUUUAUUAUUAACAUCUUCUGUCUGAUCACCAUUGGAAGUAGAUCUGGCUUGGGGUAUAGUAGAUUGAAUAUAGAGGUACAUGGGUGUACAAUAUAUAGGCAAGGAUUAUCAAGUUUGACGUCGGCAACAUGGUCAUGGUGACUGGCGGGAGGAACACCGGGCGUGUAGGAGUCUCAAGAACAGGGAGAAGCACAAGGGCAACUUUGAGACCAUCCACGUGCUGCUUGGAGCUUUUUGCUAUGCCUAGUUUUCUCCUAUUUGUUGUACAAGAAAACAUAGAAUAGAAUUCAAAUUUGGUGGUCGCAAAAGUGUGGAGACUUUAAUUCAUAUAAAGCUAGGCUUAACAUUAGUGCAAACAGUUGUA